UGUCCCAAAAAAUCAGCUGCUCGCGCUGUCAGAUGAAGAGAAAGCGAAGAAAACAAAGUUUUCCUGCAGUUUUGAGUUAGGAAAUUAAUUAGAGAGAAGAUAUCACAUCGAAGACCAGUGAAAAGAAUUUUGUACGCGUGUUUUUGAUACAAAACUGUGAUGGCUCUAGUGAGAAUUCCAGAACAGAAGAUAAUCCUCUGUGGAGAAUACGGCGUGGGGAAGAGCAGCCUCUUCCGCAGAUUUCUCAACAAUACUUUCGUGCCAACGUCCAACCGGCAGUCGACGCUGGGUCUGGACCACUUCGACAAGAGCUACGCGGUGGGCGACAAGGAGAUCAAGCUGCAACUCUGGGACACGGGCGGAAUGGAGAGAGUGGCUUCAAUAACGUCGAGUUACUACAAGUUCGCCGAGGCUGCAAUUCUUGUAUUCGCCCUGGACAAUGCCACUAGUUUCCACUCUCUAUCCCAGCACAUGCUGGAGAUCGUGACGUAUGCUGAGAAUGCCAAAAUCUACCUGUGCGGCAACAAAUCCGACCUGGAGUCAGCCAACACGCCCCAAGUCACGGACGCGGACAUGGAGGCGUUCUGCGAGCAGUGCCAUAGCCUCAUCAGUGCGACCUACAAGACGUCCUGCAAGACUGGCGACGGUGUCGAGGAGAUGUUCAAGGACAUCGCCACACACCUGGUCACCCUGAAUCGCUCCCGCUUCGAGUUGCAAGCGCUGGAGCAGCACGGCUUCAAGAUCGAGCCGGCCGAAGAGGGGCGCGACCCGUCGUGUAUAUGCUAAAACUACCAAAUCCCGCCA
Messenger RNA from Phlebotomus argentipes, 804 nucleotides. RefSeq names its product ras-related protein Rab-30 (gene RabX6). The record is from RefSeq and is a predicted model, not a curated record. Lineage: Eukaryota; Metazoa; Arthropoda; Insecta; Diptera; Psychodidae. Bases 160 to 786 code for a protein of 208 amino acids. Gene Ontology annotation, cellular component: endosome. Gene Ontology annotation, molecular function: GTPase activity; GTP binding. The transcript has 2 exons. Gene Ontology annotation, biological process: regulation of endocytosis.